UACUGUUCACAUUUAAUGUUUAUCAGUUAAUUAUCAUUGUGUUAUACUUCAACAAUAAUUACCGGCUACAUAAAGAGCAGGAUGCAUCGUGUAAUACAAAACUCACUUUUUUGUUUGUUUGUUACACUGCACGUGACAAAUGCUUACAAACCUGUCAUUUUCAUGCACGGGAUUUUAAGUGACCCUUAUGAGGCUGACACGCUAUUUCAAUGGAUAAAACAGGAUCAUCCCGGGACAGUAACAUUUACUAUAGACAUGUACAACAAACUAGACAGUCUGGUAAAUAUGAUGGAGCAAGUUGAUCAGGUCGGGAAGGUUAUGAUGAAGUUUAUGCAACAACAUCCGGAUGGAGUUAAUCUAAUUUGUUUCUCACAAGGUGGUCUUGUAUGUCGAGGUGUUUUAGAACAGUUCUCCCACAACGUGGAUACUUUCAUCUCUCUAAGUUCACCACAAUCAGGACAAUUUGGUGAUACCGAUUACGUGAAAUAUGUCUUUCCCAAUCUGUUAAGAGACAAUGUUUACAAGAUUGCUUAUUCGAAAGAAGGCCAAAACAUAUCUGUUGGAAAUUACUGGAACGAUCCUCACCAUCAAGACCUUUACAAAGAACACUCAGAAUUCCUUGCUGUCCUUAAUAAUGACACGUUCAAUCAGAAUAGCAAAGAAUACAAGGCAAACUUCCUGCGUCUGAGAAGACUUGUUAUGAUUGGUGGAAAAGAUGAUGGCGUCAUCACACCUUGGCAGUCAAGUCAUUUUGCGUUCUAUGAUGAAAAGCUGAACAUUGUAGAAAUAAAAGAUCAAAAAUGGUACACAAAUGACAUGUUCGGCUUACAGAGCCUGGACAAGAGAGGUGGACUAUUUAUACGAGAGAUUCCAGGAGUACAGCAUACACAUUGGCAUUCAACAUACAGUGUUUACAAAGACCAUAUUCUUCCUUUCCUGUCAUGAUGAUGUCUAGAGUAGGAGAGGGAGGUUGCGAGAAGAAACUACGUUCGUUGCUUUGUGAAAUGUUCGUGACGAGAGCAUUAUUGUCUUCCUCUAAAUGAAUUAUAUGAUAUUAAUGUAAAGAAUUAAAAACAUAAAUGAAAUUUGAGUUUUGUUUAAUGAGUUUAAAACAAAAUGCAGUUGAAUUAUUUGUAUUUAGUAUUACAUUUUUGCGUGAGUAGCAUAGCAAACAGUCGGCUUUUGCUAUUUUACAGACUUCAUAGGCAUCUUUCAGUUUAUAUUUUCUAUGAUUUUCUUAUUACUUAAUGAGAUGGCUACAAUUAUUGUGUUGUUUGUCUAUUUCGACAUUAUUAAUAUGUAAACGAACAUAAAGGCGAAGACAAAGAUCAAAGUGGAGCAGUCAAGUUCAAAGAACGCAGUUUUCCUACAAUAGUGAAUAUAUAAAUAGUAGGUUACAGAGCUAUUUUUUCUGGAUCAAUGCACAUCAUUUAGAUACAAAUGAAUUUCAGAUAUUUAUGUUGUUUCAUAUAUGUACACAGACCUUUUCGGCGUAAAUGUGUAUUAGUUCGACUACGUACAUGUAUUAUAUACU
This is a messenger RNA of Mercenaria mercenaria, 1534 nucleotides long. Its product is annotated as lysosomal thioesterase PPT2-A-like. The record is from RefSeq and is a predicted model, not a curated record. Gene Ontology annotation, cellular component: lysosome. Gene Ontology annotation, molecular function: thiolester hydrolase activity. Bases 82 to 945 code for a protein of 287 amino acids. The transcript is spliced from 9 exons. NCBI's taxonomy places the organism in Eukaryota, Metazoa, Mollusca, Bivalvia, Venerida, Veneridae.